Messenger RNA from Chelonus insularis, 4077 nucleotides. RefSeq names its product dynactin subunit 1-like (gene DCTN1-p150). The transcript has 13 exons. Gene Ontology annotation, cellular component: kinetochore; microtubule associated complex; axon. The record is from RefSeq and is a predicted model, not a curated record. Gene Ontology annotation, molecular function: microtubule plus-end binding. Gene Ontology annotation, biological process: establishment of mitotic spindle orientation; cytoplasmic microtubule organization; nuclear migration. Lineage: Eukaryota; Metazoa; Arthropoda; Insecta; Hymenoptera; Braconidae. Bases 98 to 4033 code for a protein of 1311 amino acids.
UAAUGGUUGUCAAUUUGUAGAUUUCUUUUUGGUAUCACUACAAAUAUAUUAACACAACGAGUAGAAGUGUCAAAAUUAUUCUCAAAUUAAUAAAAUAAUGUCGUGUAAAGUUGGUGCAAGAGUAGAAAUCACUGGAAAAGAUUGUUUAGGAUACAUAGCAUAUAUUGGACAUCCAACUUUUGCAUCAGGAAAAUGGAUUGGAGUAAUUUUAGAUGAACCAAAAGGCAAAAAUAAUGGAACAAUUAAAGGACAAACAUAUUUUAAGUGUGCGGAAAAUCAUGGAAUGUUCGUUAGGCAGAGUCAAAUCAUCAUCAUUGAUGACACAGGAAACAAGGUUGAUCCAACAAGUCCUGGAGGUGGAAAUAAUACCGGUUCUGAUGAUGCUGGUGCAGCAAGGGCUAGAAGUCGUUUAACUAGUACAAGCUUACGCAGGAGAAAUGAGCCAACAUCCAUCAAAAGAAAAACAUCUACUGCGCAAGUUAUUCAACAACAUACUGAAAAAAUAACCGGUUCGAGACUUUCAUUAGCUGGUAGUCGAACUCAAUUGAGUGCUCCAAGUAUUGAAAGUCUUACUGGAUCACAACAUGACCGAAAAGAUAUCGGAGAAUCAGGAAUUCCUAUUCCAAUGUCUGUCAAACGAUCAUCUUUUGUGGAGACUGGUUUUGUGGAAACCUUAAAACCAAAUUUUGUACCUGGCCAAUCCAUGACUGGUUCAAUAAUAUCAUCAGCAUCAAGUGGCACAGUGUCUGCUAGUGGUAAUGUUGAAGAAAAACUUAAUCAUAUGCAAUUACUUCAAGAGAAUGAAAAUUUGAAAGGACAGGUAAUGGAUCUUAAUGAGAAACUUGAAUUAUUACGAACUAAAAGACUGCAAGACAAAGAAAAAAUGAAGGAAUUUGAAAAAACCAAACUUCAAUUAGACCAGCUAUUAGAGUUUAAAUCAAAGGUGAUGGAAAGUCAAGCAAGUCUCCAGCGAGAACUUCAAAGAGUAAAACAAGAGCUACGUGAAGCGCAGCUUGCUAAAGGGUCAUAUCAAGAAGAAAUGGCAGAUCUUGCUGAAACAGUUGAAAUGGCAACUCUUGACAAAGAAAUGGCUGAAGAGAAAGCGGAAACUCUUCAACUUGAAUUAGAACAAUUAAAAGAAAAAUUAGAAGAAAAAACACUUGAUUUAGAAAUUCUACGUAAUGAAAUGUCAGAGAGGCUCGGUAGUGAUGGUACUAGUAGUAAUGGAACAGGACCUUCUACUUACGAAGUAAAACAAUUAGAGCAGCAAAAUAUUCGUCUUCGUGAAACUCUAGUAAAAAUGCGAGAUUUAUCGGCACAUGAAAAACACGAAUACCAGAAACUUCAAAAAGAUUUAGAUCAGAAAAAGUCAGAAAUAUUAGAAUUGCGAAGAACGAAAGAAAAAUUAUCUGCCAGAGUAGAAGAAAUGGGUCAUCAAAUAGCUGAUCUACAAGAACAAGUUGAUGCGGCUCUUGGUGCUGAAGAAAUGGUAGAAGCUUUAAGUGAGAAGAAAAUGGCACUUGAAGAACGUGUUGCUGAAUUAGAAGAAGCUGUAUCUGAUCUUGAAGCUCUUCAAGAUACGUCAGAUCAGCUGGUUGAAUCAUUGAAAGAGGUAGAAUUGGAGUUAAGAGAAGAUUUAGAUCUUGCUCUUGGUAAAACUCGUGAUGCCGAACGCCAUCGAGAUGCAGCACUAGAGACAUUAGCAGAUCGAGAAAUGACAAUUGCUAAAUUCCGAGAGUUAACUAGUCACUUACAAACAGAACUGCAAGAGUUGAAGAAUCGUGUACAAUCAACAGAAUCAAUACAAAGUGGUACUCGAGGUGCGGAACAACAACUCGCUGAAAUUUUGGACUUCCAAAAGACUUUUGCUGAAACUCGUGCACAAACUAAAGCUGUAGAUCUUGAAUUACGACGAUUAGAUGCAGAAGAAGCUCGUUCUCAUGUAAAAUAUUUACUUUCAUUUAUGCCACCUGCAUUCUUAGCACGCGGAAGCGAUCAUGAUGCUAUUAUGACGCUUCUGUUAAUACCACGAAUGAUUCGAAAAACUGAAAUAUUGAUAUCACAAGUGAGAGACAAAUAUCAAGCAAUCGAUAAAGUUGACAGAUCGUCUUUGGUUAAAGGCCAUUCAAUUGCACAGUAUAUAUUUAGAUCUCAUCUUUGUGGUCAUAUGUUUGCAUUACAAACAGCACUUGGAGCUUUUGAAUCCACACUUCAAGUUUGCACACCAGAAGUAUUACUCAAAGUUGGAGCAGUUUAUCCAGAAAUGGCAGCUCAAGAAAAAUCUUUAGAUUCUUUAAUUUAUCUUGCUAAAAAAGAUCAACUCGAUGAAAACAUUUCUCUGGAAGCUAUUGAGAAAUGUUGUGCUUAUUUCGGAACAAUGCUUUCAGUUCUUUUUGGUGAUAGUUUUAUGGCUAAUCAAUGCAGGAUGGUUAUUAAUGGAACAAGAACACUUGGCAGUUUUUGUGAUGCUAUUACGACUCAAGCUAUUGCAAUAAAAACUCUUUUAGAUGGAGAUAUGAGUGGUGAUAUAGGUUUAGUGUGUCAACAUAUUGAAACAAGUUGUGAAGUGAUUCAACAAAAUUUAAAUACAGCCAGAAGACGAGUGCCGCGUGAUCAAGGUCCGAAUAGUAGAAUAAAUAUUGGUUUAGAUAAAAAUUGGUCUGAAAAAUUCAUAAAUACUUAUCAACAUGCAGUUAAAAUAACAAAAACUUUCCAAGAUUUGUUAAAAACUGCUAUUCAAACUAUUAUUACUAAUGGAGACUUAGACACUGGAUUAAGUGCAAACAAACUUAAAGAAAUGGCUGCGAUAUCCAGUGAAAAAAUUUAUGAUACAGAUGAUUUAGGACCAGUUGCUACUUUGAAAGCAAGUGUAGUUGUUUUACAAGAAAUGGCAACUGAAGUAGCACAAAAAAUGGCAGAAUGCGAAAAUGAGAUUGCCAUUGGACAAAUUCAAAUUCAGCCAUCAGGUGAUGGUAACAAAGAAGUUAUUUGUCCAAUACAAUUACGUGCACAAAUAGCACGAAAAGAACUUGAGGAAACUAAGAUUCUUGCACGAAAACUAGAAACAAGGGAUGUUGAUAUACGAGAAAUUAAACUGACACUUCGUGAAAAACAAGAAGAACUUUCAGAAAUGAUAUUGCGAAAAGAAUUAGCAGAAAAACGACUUGCUAAUCAACAGCACGAAAAUGAACUGACCGUUGAAAAAUUGAAAAGAAAAUUAGAUGAAGCACAAAAUCAAUUAAAGCGAAAAGAAAAAGAAUUUGAAGAAACAAUGGAUCACUUGCAAACUGACAUUGACAGUUUAGAAACAGAGAGAGGACAAUUGAAAGAAAAACUAAAAUCCCUUGGCAAAAAAGCAGCAACUCCUGCUGGUACUCCACUGUCAGGUCCAAUGUCAGAAAGUGCUAUGAGUUUGUCUAGCGGUGGUGAUGGCAAUAAUUCACUUGCUGGAAUACCAAUUACUUUUGAUAAUAAAUUAUUAGUCCAAGAAAUAUCUAUAUUAAAGGAAGCUUUGGCUAAUGUAAAUCGAUUAAAGAGUAAAUAUGCUUCUGAAACUCUUAGAAAUAAAUUGAAUUCAUUAGAGCCAUUACCUGUUUCAAUUGAUCAAAAUAAUGUUGAUUCUGAUAUUGUAACUUUACAAGAAAAACGACUGCAAUUACUUAAGGAUUUGAAAGGUAUAAUUGCGUAUUCAACAGUUCCUGAUUUAACUCGUGGAUUAAAAUCUGUAGAGAACGAAAGAGUCAUUCCUGCGUAUGAAUUAGUCAAGCAACAGAUCAGGAUUCGAGAUUUGACUCAACGUUCUCAAGAAUUGAUAAAUCAACUGUAUCAAAUAAGGAUAAGAAAAACAGCUGGUGGAAAAGCAUCAACAGACUUUUCACUAUUUCCAAAUCGUGAAAUGGCUUCAGCAAUGAAAGAAAAAUCCGGACUUCUAACAGCACAAAUUGAUAUUCCACAUAAUGGACAAUCACAAAUACACACUGUUAAUGUAAACACUCAUGAUCUACGAAAAGUUCACUCGCUUUUAUGCUAUUAAUAAAUCAUUUUGAUUUUUUUAUUAUAAAUAUUAUUGGCAAUUAA